Molecule: messenger RNA, 1159 nt
Organism: Nicotiana attenuata
Lineage: Eukaryota; Viridiplantae; Streptophyta; Magnoliopsida; Solanales; Solanaceae
Product: expansin-A4-like
Exons: 3
Coding region: 87-869 (260 amino acids)
Biological process (GO): plant-type cell wall organization
Cellular component (GO): extracellular region
Source: RefSeq, a predicted model, not a curated record
CAUAAGUACUCCUCAUUCCCUCCAUACUUUCCUCAUCUCAUUCUCUCUCUCUAACCAUUCUUUUUACACAUUUCAACUUCACACAAAUGGAGAUGUUGAAUUUCUCCUGCAUUUUUUCUCUAAUUAUUUCACUAUUUUUACUAACAGUUGAAGCUAGAAUUCCAGGUGUUUAUAGUGGUGGAUCAUGGCAAAAUGCUCAUGCUACUUUCUAUGGUGGUAGUGAUGCCUCUGGUACUAUGGGUGGGGCAUGUGGAUAUGGUAAUCUAUAUAGCCAAGGUUAUGGAGUGAAUAAUGCAGCAUUAAGUACAGCUCUAUUCAACAAUGGACUAAGUUGUGGAGCUUGUUUUGAGAUCAAAUGUGACAAUCAACCUCAAUGGUGUCAUGCUGGAAGUCCUUCCAUUUUAAUUACUGCAACUAAUUUCUGUCCUCCAAAUUAUGCUUUGCCUAAUGACAAUGGUGGUUGGUGUAACCCUCCUCGUCCUCAUUUUGACCUUGCCAUGCCCAUGUUUCUCAAGAUUGCAGAGUAUCGUGCUGGAAUUGUCCCUGUUGUUUACCGUCGGGUGCCAUGCAGGAAGCAAGGUGGAAUUAGGUUCACAAUCAAUGGUUUCCGUUACUUCAACUUGGUUUUGGUCACCAAUGUCGCGGGUGCAGGUGACAUUGUGAAGCUUAUGGUUAAGGGUUCGAGGACUGGCUGGAUAACCAUGAGUCGUAACUGGGGUCAGAAUUGGCAAACGAACUCCGUUUUGGUUGGUCAGGCACUGUCAUUUAGGGUUACAGCCAGUGACAGGCGCAAAUCCACCUCGUGGAACAUCGCGCCUGCCCAUUGGCAAUUUGGUCAAACAUUUGUUGGAAAGAACUUUAGAGUCUAAAUAUAGUGUAUGAAAGUGAUCGUAACACAAUAUCUUCGAGUUUUAGUGUUAGACCCUUUUGAUUUCGGGUUUUUUAUUUGCGUUUUAAGCUUUUUUUUUGUUUGUGUAGAAGAGCUGAAGCGGCUGCAGAAACAUGUAGCCCGCAGCUGUUCAAUGAACAAUGUAAUAGUAUCAAUCUAAUGUUUUGUAGUUGAUGCAUGGGCAUUAGGCAGUGUAUUUUACUGUACUUUCAGUAAUUUAUAGUGAUUUACUUUAAUUGAAACAUCUGAGUAAUUUAUGUUUCUGAUUUA